Aspergillus fijiensis CBS 313.89 is the source of this 2732-nucleotide messenger RNA. Its product is annotated as putative dynamin GTPase. The transcript has 6 exons. Lineage: Eukaryota; Fungi; Ascomycota; Eurotiomycetes; Eurotiales; Aspergillaceae. Bases 138 to 2732 code for a protein of 864 amino acids. Gene Ontology annotation, molecular function: GTP binding; microtubule binding; GTPase activity. The record is from RefSeq and is a predicted model, not a curated record. Gene Ontology annotation, cellular component: cytoplasm; microtubule; membrane.
CCCGAGUCCUUGUUAAGUGUUAUCUCCUCUUUCCUGAAGUCAGACUUCUGUGCCAUCAGUUCACCCUACUUGACUCUUUGAGCCUCUCCCCAUCCUAUCGAGCCUGGGCCUAAGAAGACCGCCUUAUCACCAGCAUCAUGUCGUCGAACAUCACAUCAUCACCGGCCGACCAAGCAAUGCGCCAGCUGCAGUCAGAGCAAUCUCGAGUUCUGGAUAUCAUCGAUGAGUUGCGCACCAUCGGCGUUGGGGCCCUGGUGGAGCUGCCCCAGCUGAUUGUCUGUGGCAAUCAAUCCAGCGGCAAGAGUUCGGUCCUGGAGGCCAUCUCACGCGUUCGAUUCCCAGCCAAGAGUCCAUCGCGUACGAAGGAAGAGGAGAGACAGAGACUCCGUGGAUUCACCGCGGAGGCUUUCUCCAAUGGCGACGACCUCCCCUCACUAAUCGAGAAAGCCAAAGAGUGCAUGGAAAUUACGGAAUCCGUGAACGCCGGUUUCAGUGAUGACGUGCUCAAGGUGGAAAUCUCUGGCCCAGACAAGCCCGAGCUGACGUUGGUGGACCUGCCAGGCCUGUACUACUCAACCAGCCAGGACCAAGGCCGCAAGGGCAUCAGCAUCGUCCGGGGCACCACCGAGAGCUACAUGAAGAACACCCGCAGCAUCAUUAUGGCGGUCAUCACGGCGAAGGCCGACUACCAUCUACAGGAGGUCCUGGACAUGGCCCGAAAGUUUGACCCGCAACGAGAGCGAACGCUUGGUAUCAUUACCCAGCCGGACGUCCUGGAGCCCAGUUCAGAAGAGGAGGAUACAUACCUGCAGUUCCUCAGAAAUGAUAAAGUAUCCUUGCAGCUUGGCUGGCAUGCGUUACGCAAUCGUUCGUUUGAGACGAGAGGUGCAUCAGAUGAUGCUCGAGACGAAAAAGAAGCUGCGUUCUUUGAACAGAGCCGGUGGGCCUCAAUCCCUCGUGAGAACGUUGGCAUAUAUAGUCUUCGUCGUCGGCUGAGUAACAUAUUGUUCAAACACAUUCGCCGCAAUCUUCCCGAGUUGGUCACAGAUGUCCGAAAGAAAAUCGAGAUUCGGCAGAGCAGACUCACGACGCUUGGGGAGGCUCGUUCAAGCCUGCAGCAACAGCGAGGCUUUCUUCUUGGCAUAAGUACCGGCUUCGAAAAGAUUACAGGCCAGGCAUUGAACGGCAUGUAUUCAGACAGGUUCUUCGAAGAUGGGCCAGCAUGUAUUCUCAUGAGCCAGGAUGAUCGCCGCCUCCGGGCGAUGAUUAGAGAACUGAAUGAGUGCUUCGCUGAGGCCAUGAGUAUCAGGGGCAAGCGACGCACUAUUAUAAAUAGUUGGAAUCAGAGCCUAUCACGUUCGGACAUCGCAGCGUUGAGUGCCAAACCCUAUAUGAGAGACUGGAAAUACUCAUGCGUCAGCCGCGAGUCUCUUGAAUUCGAACUCAACAGCCAAGCGCGUCGAAAACGAGGUAUCGAGCUUCCCGGAAGUGCCAAUCAAUUGCUUGUCGGAGAUCUGUUUCGUGACCAGGCCAGACUUUGGGAGGAAAUUGCUCGUGAGCAUAUGAUGCAUGCUUGGUGGGUAGUGAGAUAUUUUAUCCAUUCUGUCCUGCAACACCUCACGACCGAGCACACAUAUUCGUUGAUAGCCACGUCUCUUAUCGAUCCGGAACUCGACAAGAUGAAAGAGUCCCUCCUGGCGAAGCUGAAAGAAUUGACAGCUUACACGAAACGCGGACACCCUCUGCCUGUAGGAAAGAGCUUUCUUUCUAAGAUCCAAAAAUCCCGAAUUGACCGCCAGUUCAAAGCACUAGAAAAAAGACUGUUAAUGUCAAAGAAUGCUUCUGCGGAUGCCCCCUUUACCUUGAAUGACUUCAAAAAAGCUACUAUAGGUUCAGAAACAGAGGGAAAUGAGUUCGCUGCGGCGGAAAGCAUUGAUCAGAUGCAAGCUUACUAUGAUACCGCUAUAGUGACCUUUGUGGAUAACGUUGCGAUCCUUGGCAUUGAGAACUGCUUGCUCGCCCCCCUGGAAACCAUUUUCACGGCCCAGACUAUCAACAACUUGAGCGAUGAGAGGAUUCAAGAUCUCGCUAGUGAACCAUUCUCGGUUGAGCAAGAGCGAAAGUGCUUGUCUGAAGAGCUGCGCAGAUUGCAAGAAGGCUUAAGCACACUCCGCCUUUUCAGCACACAGAGGCCAACGCUAUCAAAACCCAUGGUUUUCAUGCAGAGCCCUGUAUCUGAUGCCAGGACUUCGACUCCUUUCAGAAGCACUGACAAAUACGAGGACUCAGAGAAAAACGGUCCUUCUUUUUCAGCGCAGCCAAGUGCUAGCCCAUUUACUGUGGCAUCCUGUGAUAUCGAGCAGGCCAAAACCUCUAGCUCGUAUUCUAGCCGUUCUUCCGCAGCCUCUACACAAACACGGGACCCUGCUCCUCGCAGCAUAUUCGGUACAAAAUCCGGCAAGAGUCUAUUUGGAGCUCCAGUCAAUUUUGGGGUCCUGGGUUCUACCAAUAUUUCUACCGCUACUCCUGAUCGUUUUACCUCGAACCCCCUCGGAAGAAAGACCGGCACGAGACCUUUCGGGUCUCCACCCAAUGUACUCGGGUCAUUCGGCUCUACUAGCGGUACAAGCUCUGCAAACAACACUAAAAGCAGUGGUAAUUCCUCCAAGACUCCGAGCACCUCACGCCGGCGGAUGCGCGCUGGAUUUGUGGUCGACAGCGAUUCGGAGUAA